ACCUUAGAGCCUUCCGCGAAAAAGCGCCCUUCCUGGUAUCACUCAUUCUCUUCCAAAAUACGCAUGUGCACGAAACGCUUCCGCGAAGUUGUUGUAUCUUGUCUGUUUUCGAAAUAAAUUAGGAUUAUCAACACUUCACUGUCAGGAAGAAUGGAAGGGGCUAUGGCACCAGGAAUGUUAUCUUCACUUUGUGACAUACUGAAACCUCCUGAUGAAGACUCUGAUAGUGAUGAAGACAAGCCAGUGUCAAGUAUAGCCCAGUUAAACCCAGGAAACAUUGGGGCUGCAAGUAAGCCCAGCAAGGGUACUGAGGAAAAGAAAGUUGAGAAGAAUACAAAAGAUAUAUGGGACUCGGAAGAAAUUCAGGAGGGUGCAGAGUUUGAAUCUGUAUAUGAUCCUCGACCACAACCAGAGUAUGAUAUAAUACAUAAGCAGGCUGUAACAUCAGAGGACAUGUUUCUACAGAUGGGGAAUAAAACACCAGCAACAGCUUCCUGUGAAGAUAUGGUGGUGAAGAUAAAAUUACCAGACACCAAAAUGGCUGAUGUUACACUAGAUGUGAAACCUAAGUUUUUAGAUUGUAGAACACCGAAAUAUUUCCUUGGAUUACAUUUACCACAUCCAGUUGAUCAUAAAAGUGGUAAAGCACAGUGGGAUGGUAAAACAGAGACAUUGAGUGUUACACUGAGACUGAAAAGGGAAUAUGACUUUAUGAACUUUUGAUACCAAUGUUAUACAAGUGGUAUAGAGAGCCGUGAUGUGUUCAGAUGUUUCAGCAACUAAUAUUGGAGGGAUUUUCGAGUAUCUAUCUUAGAUAGCUCAUCGGUCUUUAAAAGUCUGAUAGACACAUGAUCUCAGUAUGAAUGCCAUACUAACUGAUGAAAAGAAAGAAGAACUUUAUAAUAAACCAAGCUGAAAAUAUAAGGUUUUUAUGUUAAUUGAUGACCAACUUUACGCUUGUAUUAAGGUGUCACAUUAUUUACACUUUGGAGUAGUAAUACAGUUGGAGCACACAGAGGCACAGUUUACUGUCAACAUGUAUUGCUUAUUUUAUUUUUACAUUCCAUUUAUGACACUUUUUUAUCCGUCCAGAUUAUAUUUAUUUAUUUACCAGUAUUUGAUGAAAUAAAUAUUAAAAACAGA
Molecule: messenger RNA, 1143 nt
Organism: Mercenaria mercenaria
Lineage: Eukaryota; Metazoa; Mollusca; Bivalvia; Venerida; Veneridae
Product: dynein axonemal assembly factor 6-like
Exons: 7
Coding region: 151-723 (190 amino acids)
Biological process (GO): axonemal dynein complex assembly
Cellular component (GO): cytoplasm
Molecular function (GO): protein-folding chaperone binding; dynein intermediate chain binding
Source: RefSeq, a predicted model, not a curated record